This is a messenger RNA of Hemibagrus wyckioides, 7079 nucleotides long. RefSeq names its product TAO kinase 1b (gene taok1b). The record is from RefSeq and is a predicted model, not a curated record. The transcript is spliced from 20 exons. NCBI's taxonomy places the organism in Eukaryota, Metazoa, Chordata, Actinopteri, Siluriformes, Bagridae. Gene Ontology annotation, biological process: protein phosphorylation; execution phase of apoptosis. Gene Ontology annotation, molecular function: ATP binding; protein kinase activity. The coding region runs from base 712 to 3765 and encodes 1017 amino acids.
AGGAGAAUAAAAAAAUCAGUGCCUGGCUGCUGACAGCUCAACGUAAUUCCCAUGCAUGUGGAACUUUUCUAGUUAGAAUAGCUUUCGUGUCCUUGGGACCAUGACAGCUCUGUUUCAAACAGUGUGGUUAGGAAGCGUGAGUGGAUUUUACUCGUGUUUUGUCACAGAGGGGAGGAGGAUGUAAAAAAAAAAAAAUAGCAGCCGCCAUCUUUUGGAAGUGACUGGGAGUGGGGAGUUAACGUUAACAUUAACGCUAGCUUUCGAGCUAUUCACGUCCACUGGCUUGUUUUUUUUUUUUUUUUUUUUGGUAUUAUUAUAAUUAUCUCAAGCAGUCAUCACAUGAAGCGCAAGAAUAAACACUAACGAUUUCGGACACUAUUAGGGUGAACGACUUGGCAGCGAGACAAGGAUUAUCGAGGGGCUGAAGGAAUAACAAACCCGUCCACAGUUGUGUCAAAUCUCUGCUCCACUCCUCUGUGGCUUCACAGGCCAGUUGUUUGCUGCCUGCUCUUCUUCCCUGGAUAAACUGCGUUGGAGGCUAGCCGAGGUAGCAAGCCUAGCUAAGAUUUCCCUCCCUGAUUCCUGUUUUCUGUCAAAACUGGCCUGUUGGACGGGUCCCUAUGCACACGCUGCCAUUCUCUGGCAGAUGAGUCUUCAUCGGGGGCUUGCGCGUCGCAGUCGCACGGCCAGAUAGUCCCCUGCGAGCGCAGCAUGCCCUCCACCAGCAGGGCAGGGAACCUCAAGGACCCCGAGAUCGCGGAGCUGUUCUUUAAAGAAGACCCUGAGAAGCUCUUCACUGACCUGCGCGAGAUUGGACAUGGCAGCUUCGGAGCUGUGUAUUUUGCACGUGAUGUGCGGACUGCAGAGGUGGUGGCCAUUAAGAAGAUGUCCUACAGCGGAAAGCAGUCCAAUGAGAAAUGGCAGGAUAUCAUUAAAGAAGUAAAAUUCCUCCAGAGAAUACAGCAUCCUAACAGCAUAGAGUAUAAAGGAUGCUACCUACGAGAACACACAGCAUGGCUUGUGAUGGAGUACUGUUUGGGUUCAGCUUCCGACCUCCUUGAAGUUCACAAAAAGCCCCUUCAGGAAAUCGAGAUUGCAGCUAUCACCCAUGGUGCUUUGCAGGGGCUUGCCUACCUUCACUCUCAUAACAUGAUUCACAGGGAUAUCAAAGCUGGGAACAUCCUGCUGACUGAACCUGGCCAGGUCAAACUGGCAGAUUUUGGUUCUGCCUCCAUCGCUUCUCCGGCCAAUUCCUUUGUGGGGACGCCAUAUUGGAUGGCUCCAGAGGUGAUCCUGGCUAUGGAUGAAGGGCAGUAUGAUGGAAAGGUAGAUGUCUGGUCCCUUGGGAUCACCUGUAUAGAACUAGCUGAGAGGAAGCCCCCUCUGUUCAAUAUGAAUGCAAUGAGUGCCUUAUACCAUAUAGCGCAAAAUGAGAGCCCAGCACUGCAGUCUAGUGAAUGGACGGAUUACUUUAGAAAUUUUGUUGACUCUUGUCUUCAGAAAAUCCCACAAGAUAGACCCCAGUCAGAUGAUCUGCUACAGCAUGCAUUUGUUCAGCGAGAGAGACCAGAAACUGUCCUGAUUGACCUGAUCAUGCGAACCAAGGAUGCAGUCCGGGAGCUGGAUAACUUGCAGUACCGCAAGAUGAAGAAGAUCCUCUUUCAGGAGGCCCACAAUGGGCCAGCUACUGAGGCCCCAGAGGGAGAUGAGGAGCCUGAGCAUGGGGCUGGGCGUACAGGCACGGUGAACAGUGUAGGAAGUAACCAGUCCAUCCCCAGCAUGUCAAUCAGUGCCAGCUCUCAGAGCAGCUCUGUCAACAGCCUUCCUGAUGCUGCAGAUGAUAAGAGUGAACUGGACCUGAUGGAAGGAGACCACACCGUGAUGUCCAACAGCUCUGUCAUACACCUCAAACCUGAAGAGGAAGAGGUUUACCGAGAUGACCCGGAGGCACGCAGUCAUCCCUCCGAGGCCCAGGCAGCUCCAGCACAGCCGCCCCCACGCAAAUACCACCGAAACCGCGAGCACUUUGCCACCAUCCGCACAGCCUCACUGGUAACUAGGCAGAUGCAAGAACACGAACAGGACUCGGAGCUGAGAGAGCAGAUGUCUGGCUAUAAGCGCAUGAGGCGGCAGCACCAGAAGCACCUGAUGGCCCUGGAGAACAAGCUCAAGGCUGAGAUGGAUGAGCACAGACUGAAGCUGGACAAGGAGCUGGAGACUCAGCGAAAUAGUUUUGCGGCUGAGAUAGAGAAACUGGUCAAAAAGCACCAAGCAGCCAUGGAGAAAGAUGCCAAGUCAUUUGCUAAUGAUGAGAAGAAAUUCCAACAGCACAUCCAGGCCCAGCAAAAGAAAGAGCUAAGCAGCUUUCUCGAAUCUCAGAAACGAGAGUAUAAACUACGCAAGGAGCAACUGAAAGAGGAGUUGAACGAGAACCAGUCCACACCCAAGAAGGAGAAGCAAGAAUGGUUGUCCAAGCAGAAGGAGAACAUCCAGCACUUUCAGGCUGAGGAGGAAGCAAACCUACUCCGUCGACAGCGCCAAUACCUAGAGCUCGAGUGCCGACGCUUCAAACGCCGCAUCCUCAUUGCCAAACACAACGUAGAGCAGGACCUCGUGCGAGAAGAGUUGAAUAAACGUCAGACCCAGAAGGACCUGGAGCACGCCAUGCUGCUGCGUCAUCAUGAGUCUAUGCAGGAGCUGGAGGUGAGGCAGUUAGGCACCAUCCACAAAAUGAGGACCGAGCUCAUCCGCCUGCAGCACCAGACCGAGCUCACUAACCAGCUGGAAUACAACAAGCGCAGAGAGAGAGAACUGCGCCGCAAGCAUGUCAUGGAGGUCCGGCAGCAGCCCAAGAGCCUAAAGUCCAAAGAGCUACAGAUCAAGAAGCAGUUUCAGGACACCUGUAAAAUCCAGACGCGGCAAUACAAGGCCCUGCGGAACCACCUGCUCGAGACCACGCCCAAGUCAGACCACAAGGCCGUGCUGAAGAGACUCAAGGAGGAGCAGACGAGAAAACUGGCCAUUCUCGCUGAGCAAUAUGAUCACUCCAUCAAUGACAUGCUCUCCACGCAGGCAUUGCGACUGGAUGAAGCCCAGGAGGCGGAGUGUCAGGUGCUGAAGAUGCAGCUUCAGCAGGAGCUGGAACUGCUGAAUGCAUAUCAGAGUAAAAUCAAGAUGCAGACCGAUGCGCAGCAUGAUCGUGAGAGGAAAGAGCUAGAACAGAGAGUCUCACUGCGCAGAGCCCUCCUGGAACAGAAGAUCGAGGAGGAGAUGGUGACCUUGCAGAACGAGCGUUCAGAGAGAAUCCGCAGCCUGCUGGAGAGGCAGGCGCGUGAGAUCGAAGCCUUCGACUCAGAAAGCAUGCGUCUAGGCUUCAACAACAUGGUGCUGUCCAACCUGGCCUCUUCCGACAGUCACAGCCACAGUUUUCCAGGUAUGCCAGGCGCAUGGGGUUCACCACACAGUGCCGGCUCACAGGGGCCACACUGGGGCAGCCAGCAGAGCCACCAUCACCACCACCACCACCACCAUCAGCACCAUGCCAGCCAGAGCGGCUCCAUCCAGCAGCCCUGGGGACACAGCGGGCAUUCUCCCUGGGGCCAUCAUGGUUCAGGCGGCAGCCAGCGGUCCAGUGGUGGCGGGGCACGGAACAGCCCUCAGGCGUCACGGAGAACCUCAGGUGGAGGUCGCAGCGAGCAGGGAAUGAGCAGGAGUGCCAGCAUCGCCUCUCAGAUCUCCAACGGCUCGCACCUGUCAUACACAUAAGCCAGCCCGCUCUAACACUCCACCCUCAACACACACACACACACACACACCCUGAGAGGGGCAUGAGGUACACCAAGGUCAGAGAGGAGACACAGAGCCCUGAGUGGUAUUUUCUUUCUCAUUCUCCCUCUUCCACAAUUUAAUUUUUGCAGUUGUGAAAAUGCUUCACUAAAAAAAAUGCACCUUAUAUUUCGAAUCCUCAUUGGAAAAGCCUCACAGGUUCAGAUAUAUGUGUGAAUAUCAUCAAUCUGUAGAAUGCACUGUAUAUGGAGCAAAGUCAUUUUAACAGUGCGUUAAUAUGAGAAAUGGAACGCGAGUGUGUGUGUUUACGAAUGUGUUUAGGAUAGAGAGGCUUUUUUUUGAACGUAUAUAUAUAUAGCAGGGGCACAUCAUGCAUCGUUUUUUUGUUUUAACGUUUUGCACAUUGAUGCCCACGAUGAAAGAACGCAAACCAUGAGGACACGCUAGAAGCACUAUUGACCCGAUGUGAUGGCGAGACGGAGAUGUACCUCGGUGUGCUUUGUUUACAUCGUGGUUUCAGGGUAUGUAAUCGAUCAUGUCACAGCUUAAUCAAUAACUUGUAAGCACACGGCCCCUUGGUGUGAAUGCGCAAGAUGCCCUUGUAUAUGGAAAGUUCUUUCUGUUAAGUGCAUUCGAUUUGCUGAGACAGGAAGUUACAGCAGGGUUUUAUCGUGAGAUGCUUCUUACGAGGCUUUUUUUUUGCAAUUUGAUUCCUCAAAGAAUGUAUAGCCUGUUCAUCUUCUCAAUGAGAACCAUUGCAGUGAAGCAGUAUGGUUUGGUGAUCUGAGAUGAUCGAUUUUAACGCUAAGGGUUUUAAGGAAGGAAACAAAAAGUGGCACAGGAUGCAGAAGGAAAUGGUAAUCGUCAGUGAUUUAGGAAGCCAGUUAAGUAUUUCUCCAAGUAAUUAGUUUUCUUUGGCCACAAUCUUGAUUUUUUUUUUCUUUUUUCUUUUCAUUAAUGCUGUUCCUUUAAUAAAAUUAUUAGCAGCAUUGAUUGCUUUUAAAAGUUAAACACUAAGAGCUCUGAAAGAUGGUUUUGUUUCGUCUGUGCUAGCUAACAGGGUUGGUGAGAAACCUGAGAACUACCGAUACUUGCUAAGGUUUUUCUUUUUAACAAAAGUGGCACACAAGAUGCGAAAGGAAAUAGUGAUGUUCGAAGCCAGAGAGUAUUACAUCUGAGAGAUUCUGUAAAAACUACAUCAUACAGUCAUAGUGUGCCUCACGCUGAACGUCUCAGCUCGUGUACAAUCGCACAAAAACGGAGCCACACGAUUACAUUUUAUUUCGUUUCAGGAUAUUUUUGUACCUUUUGCAUCGAUGUGAGAAUCCUAGAGAGAAAUGUAGCAGUGAUCUUAUUUAUAUGUCCACACUAAUUCUUAAUACAAGCACAAUAGCAACUGGGUUCCAUGAAUUGCCUUGGAAUCUUGUUGCUUUAGAAAACGGAAGCAUUUAUUUUACCGUGUUGCAGGUUGUUUAAUGGAUUUGAAAUGCUGAAAAAGGAAAUAAGUUAGAAAUAUCUUGAAAAAGUGAGCAUAGUGAUGGCUGAUAUGGGUAGAAAACGAAGCUGUGUGUGUGUAUACUUUCUCCUUGCUUAUGUAGGAUGAAUAGAAAAUAUCUGAUUAUCAGUCAGAUAUUUGAUUCCUAUUCAAAAUGCCAAAGUUACUUUGAUCCCAGCUAUGCAAAGAGGAGGUUUUUAGCAGCUGCAAAGACAAAACUAAUCAUCAUGUGCUGCUCUGUGUCCUCUCUGUGUCUCAGACCUACGGUGUGUUCUCUUCUGCCCCUCUCCCGGCUUGGCGUCAGGGCAGUAUAUGUGGGUUUGGGGGUGGGAAGGUGUCUUUCAGGCAGGCUUGUGACCGGUGAAUGUUUUUGCUGGGUGAGUGCGAAUGGGUGCCGCUGCUGUCACCUCUGAUCACCUUCACGCUCAUCCCAGAGCCCCGGGCAACUCCUGCCCAACAUCUUCCCUCAAGCAUCGUUUCUAAUUAUGUGUACAAACAAAAGAUUAAGAAAAACAGAACGGCAGAAAGCAUAUAUAACAUGUUUUUGGAAAAUAGUGAGGAGACAACUUUAAGCGGGAUGUAUAGAGAAAGUCUGUGUAUAUUGUACAAAUAGAAAAUGUUUAAAAAAAAAAAAAAAAAAAAAGCUAUUAUAAAUCUAUGAGCCCAAGAAAUACCCAAAUUUAAAACCCAGGUAUAAAAUUAGCUGCUUGAAUAUGUAGGGAAUAACAAAAACCCAGCUGUGUCUAAACAUAUAUUGAAAGCAGGAGAUAUCAUGUUAAAGGAAAAUCCAACACCUUGCAUCCUCCCUGACGCGAAUAGCGUUUUUGCAUUUUCCACGUUGUUGCUCGUCAGGCUUCUGCUGUUCAUUUUACCGAUGGCAACGGAGACCUUUUGGUGAAGCUUACUUUAUCACAUGAUCCAAGGAGGUCUGCCUCAUGUUCUAGUAACUGCCCCCCCCCCAAAUGCAUCCCAGACUCUCAGUCCCUGAACGCUUGUCUUUGCGGUCAUUUAGCGAACAACUAGUGUUGUAUAUGUUCUCUAGUGUUCUCAUGGCAUCGCUGGUCAUGUAGAGAUGUCAACAAACUUUAAUUUAGCUUAUAUGUUACAAGCCGACUGAGCCAUUGCACUUUCAGGCCUCAAAGGAUUGGGGCCAAAUUAAAAAAAAAAAGAGAGAGAGAGAGAGAAGCUAACAUGCCAAAAUCACUUCACAACCUCAUAAAUGCUCGAUUGGAAUCCGGAGAGCAGCCACAAGACCCAAAAAUAUAACAGCUUAUUCCACCUGGACACUGGUUAAGGUCGGUCACUCUCCUUUAAGCUCCAGCAGCAUGGAGAGGACAGAGGUGCGUCUUCUUGCGGAAGUGUAAUCUCAUGCGUCCCAUGGCAGCCCGCUACGUCCCCCUGUUUUAAUGAUCCCUUUAAAAGCGUGAGAACGAGGGAAAUGGGCAAUAACAAAGCAAAGGGGUAUGUAUGUACAGUUACAGUGUGUUCACCAGUAUUCCUUCAGAAUUAUCAAUUAUUUUUCCUUUUUUUUUUUCUGCUUCAACAUUACCAUAACAAUCCAUAUAUAACCUGUAUUAAAAUGUAUAGAUUGUGAAAAGCUGAAUGUCAUAAAGAUUAUAACAACCAGUUGUAUGGCUAUUCACACGAAGAAGAAAAAAAAAAUCCAAUUAAAAUGUAAACGAAAAAUCUGAAAACUUUAUGGGGACAAAUGUAAUGUUUUGUUUGUAAUUACUCCUUUUGUUGGCAGAGGGCUACUGGAUUAAAAAGAAAUCAUCUGUAAUAAAGUAAUUUUAAUAUA